Molecule: messenger RNA, 3552 nt
Organism: Necator americanus (New World hookworm)
Lineage: Eukaryota; Metazoa; Nematoda; Chromadorea; Rhabditida; Ancylostomatidae
Exons: 29
Coding region: 1-3552 (1183 amino acids)
Biological process (GO): protein import into nucleus
Cellular component (GO): cytoplasm; nucleus
Molecular function (GO): protein binding; nuclear import signal receptor activity
Source: RefSeq, a predicted model, not a curated record
AUGGAGCACAAAACAUGCAUCAAGCGUUUCGUUGAAUGUUCGGAACGAGUGGAGCAAGUUGGUCUCACGAUGAAGUACCUAAGCACUGGCACCUUGCCACGGAAUCGUGAUGACUGGGUACGGACAAUUGGGGUUCCGGGAACACAGGAGAACAUGGUCAAACAGUCACCAAAACUCCUCGACCGUUUUUCGGGACCCCCAAGGACUUCGGCUCAGAAUCUUGCUGAGGAACUGUCACAGAAGAUCGGGGUCCGACUUAGGAUGGAUCUUAGUCAGUUCAAUGAAUUGAUUACACGUAUGCAAUCGCCUGACAACGAUCAGAGAAAUCAAGCAGAGGCAAUUUAUCGCGAUAUCGAAAUACGAGCUCUGACCGUUCUAUUGUAUACUCUUUACGUACAGCAGGAUGCUCCACCAGAGAAUCGGUUAAUGUCUCUUGUUCUGCUCCGACGAGUUAUACAGAAUGAUUGGGACGAAUUCAAAGAAGGUCUCAGCGAAAAUUCAGAGAUGUUCCUUGAUCAGCUCGUUCACAGUUUUGGAACUGAGCAGGACUUCGCUUUUCGAAAGAAGAUGAUUAUGGUGAUCGCAGAAGUGGCUCGUAAUACGAUUGAUGAAGAUACGGGCAAACAAAAGUGGGUUGGAGUGAUUGAUAUUCUCAACCAUUGCAUGUCAAGCAAGAAUCCAGAAGAUCUCAUUUGUGUUGCGCUUAUUCUUGAAAAUGUACCAAAUGUCUUCGGCUGUGACUACGACCGAUACAUACCAGAUGUUAAGAAAACCUUUGCCACCCUGUUCAAGGAUCAGAGCUCUGAAAUUCGCUCUGACGCAUUUAGAUCUUUUGUAACGUAUGUGAUCGAGAAUGACGACGAUGAUCGCCUAAUCAAGGAAUUGUCACCUUUAAUGCAGCAUGUUGUAGAGAUUUGUCGUUAUACUUGUAUGAACGAAGAUGGUGGAGAUGAUGCCCCGCUGCAGUGUCUUGCUGAAUUGGAAUCAGUAGCACCUAAGCUUGUAAAUCCAUACUUGCCUGAUUUCUUGGAGAUUUGCGUAUCGUGUGUGCUCAAUACCGAAAAAGAUGAAGCUUUCCGACACUCUGCGACCGAAGUUCUCGCUACAAUCUGCGAAUGUUCCACCGCUGUACUCAAAAAGCGUCACUCCCAGUCUAUAGCGUACAUCCUGAAAGCUGUGCUGCUACUUAUGACACAUCUCAGUGCGGAGCUUGAGGAAUGGCUUGAAGUGGAUGACAUCGACGCUGAAGACGAGGAAGAGUCCGUGGCUAUUGGCGAGUCUGCUCUGGAUAGAAUUUCGUGUGCGUUGAAUGGAAAAGCAAUUUUGGCACCUUUUCUGAGCUUGACGGACAAGAUGCGUCAUUCUGCCGAUUGGCGUGAGCGUCAUGUGGCUUUGAUGGGUUUCUCAGUGAUUGGUGAAGGUUGCCAAAGAACCAUGGAACCACAAAUUCAGAACUACGUUCGGGAGAUUAUACCGUUUUUGAAUGACAAGCAUCCACGUGUUCGUUUUGCUGCAUGCAACGCAAUUGGCCAGAUGUCGUCCGAUUUUGCUCCAACUCUUCAGAAGAAGUGCCACGAAUGGGUUGUCCCAGCAUUAAUGAAUGCAAUGAUGGAUGGCUCAUGUGCUCGCGUAUCUUCGCAUGCAGCCGCUGCUCUAAUCAACUUCUGCGAAGAUUGUCCGAAGCAGAUUAUCUCUGCUUACCUUCCUGCCAUCAUGAGCGGUUUAGAGCAAGCUCUAGGAGGUGCGUUUCAACGUCUGCAAACGAGUGGGAAGAAACUUUGUUGCGAACAGAUUACCACAGCAAUAGCGUCUGUGGCAGAUGCAGCUCAGGACCUAUUCAUUGAUUUUUAUGAUCGCCUUGUUCCUCAGCUUAAGUUCAUCCUAGUGAAUUCUACUGCUGAUGAGCAUAAGAUUCUUCGCGGAAAGACCCUAGAGUCUCUUUCACUCAUUGGUGUCGCCGUUGGAAAGGAAAAAUUCCGUGAUGACGCACUUGCCAUAAUGAAUCUGCUCAAGGAUCAAAUGCCGACCAUGAAUUCAGAUGACCCUCAGUGCUCAUACAUGAUAUGUAGCUGGACUCGUAUAUGCAAAGUCCUUGGAAAAGAGUUCGCACCUUAUCUACCGCUUAUUAUGGGCACUGUUCUCCAAGCUGCUUCUUACAAACCUGAAGUUGCUGUUGUCGAUGAAGAUCAAGCCCAAAAGGAUGAUCCUGCAUGGUCUUAUCAUUCUGUUGGAGACAAUAAAAGUUUUGGAAUACGUACUGCUGGUCUAGACGAGAAAGCUGACUCUUGUGCAAUGCUAGUUUGUUAUGCCAGAGAUUUGGAGGAAGAGUUUGUGCCAUACGUUGACGAUGUCGCUAAGCUCUGCGUCGAAAAUAUGCGAUUCCUAUUCGUGGAUAGUGUACGCUGUUCGGCAGCCGAAACUCUACCUUGGCUGCUGAAAUGUGUAAAGAGCCAGGGAGUUGAUGCAAUGCGUCGUUUGUGGGUGGAAUUCUUCCCCAUUCUCUGUACAGCGCUUGAAAGCGAGAAUGAGAUUGAGGUUAUGGAAAGCUUCAUCGAUUCCAUUGCAGAAUGUGUUUUGCAGCUUGGAUCGAACGGGCUCACCAGUGAGGAUGUAGAGAAAAUUACUGCAGUUAUUUCUGAGCAGUUGAAAGCACACGAGAAGAGACGCCUAGAAGCUGAAGCCGAGGAGGCUGAAGAGGAUGCUGAUGUGGACGAUUUGAAAGAAAAACUUACUGACGAAGCAGAGAUGGAAGGCGAAAUUCUUGCUCGAAUUUCUGAUCUUAUACAUAAUAUGUUUGAGACUUUUGGGGAAGCGUUCUUUGAUUGUGUGGAGCCACUUCUUCCCGACUUUCUGCAACUAAUUGAUUUCCAUCGCGCAUAUCCUUCACGCCAGUAUGGUGUAUGUUACAUUGAUGACUGCAUCGAAUUUGCACCCAGGAGAUGUGCGAGAUAUCAAGAGCAGUUUGUUCCUCUCAUGCUGAAGUGCCUUGAGGAUGCAUAUCCAGAAGUCCGACAGGCAGCUGCGUACGGAUUUGGUGUGAUGGGAAUGGUUGGUGGAGCAGAAUACUUGAGUACAGUAACCAAUGCGCUCGAACCACUUGCCGCAAUGGUAAAUAGUCCGGAUGCACGUGCUACAGAAGAAAAUUCUGGAGCUACAGAUAAUGGAAUCGCGGCAGUAGCGAAAAUUCUCAAAUAUUCUGGAGCCAAUAUUGAUAUAACGCAGGUGGUUCCUACAUUCUUGUCAUGGCUACCGACUCACGAAGACGUGACAGAAGCGCCACAUAUUUAUGGCUAUCUUGCUGAUCUUAUUGAGUCAAAUCAUCCGGUUGUACUAGGCGAAAACAAUAGCAAUUUGCCAAGAAUUGUCUUUAUCAUCGUGUCUGCAUUUCUCCUUGAGGCUUUCCCACAAAAUGAUGAGGGUACAACGGUUGCUCAACGGCUACAACAUAUUUUGAAAGUGCUUCACAACAAUACGGAAAUGUUCGAAGCAGUCGUGCAAGCUGCACAACUGGACGAGAAAAGGACAGAAACAUUGCGUGGGCUUAUCUCAUGA